Messenger RNA from Cottoperca gobio, 1901 nucleotides. Its product is annotated as gastrula zinc finger protein xFG20-1-like. The record is from RefSeq and is a predicted model, not a curated record. Gene Ontology annotation, biological process: regulation of transcription by RNA polymerase II. Gene Ontology annotation, cellular component: nucleoplasm. Gene Ontology annotation, molecular function: RNA polymerase II cis-regulatory region sequence-specific DNA binding; DNA-binding transcription repressor activity, RNA polymerase II-specific. The coding region runs from base 1 to 1323 and encodes 440 amino acids. The transcript has 4 exons. Lineage: Eukaryota; Metazoa; Chordata; Actinopteri; Perciformes; Bovichtidae.
AUGGAGAUGCACAGUGUCAGGUUCAGCUCACAUCACGACUUUUCUUUCAUCUCCUUUGAGCUCAGCGUGGGACAGAUGGUCAAAAGUAGUGACACAGUUGUCCUGCAGGGGGCAGCAGCGUCAACACAGCAGCGUCAACACUCUUCUUCUGUGGUUAAUGCUAACUUCCGUAGCUUGGCUUUCGUGAACGACCGACUGACAGCUGCUGCGGAGGAAAUAUUUCAUUGUUUUGAGGGAACAAUCGCAAAAUAUGAAGAAGAAGCUUCCAGCUCCAAACAGGAGAUUGAGCGGCUCAGAGGUCUGCUGCUGGAGUUUGUGUCAAACCACAAAGCAGACUUUUCUCAGUCGUCCAUCUGUAAAGAGGAAACUCCCCCUGAGCAGCAGCACUGUGAGCAGGAGCCGAGCCUCAGCGUCGACCCAGAGCUUCGUCACAUUAAAGAGGAAGAUCAUGAACUGUGGGCCGGUCAGCAACAGGAAGAAGAGCAAGAGUUUGAGGAUGCUGACGUCCCGUAUCUACCUCAUUCAUCCCUCUGGGAGAAAAACGAGCAGGGGGACACAAAACCUCCUUUUCAACCUCAGACUCAAAACAGUGAAAGUGAGGAGCCGUUUCAGGAGGAAACUGAAACUGUACGCUUAAUGUUACCUCACGCCUCAACUCUGUCUUCACAAACUCUCAUCCAAAAUGAAGGAGUCCAAGAUGGUAGGGAAAAUGAAAGACCUGCUGCAAGUUUAACGUCAAACAAAACACAGACUGACCAAACUUCUCUCUUCACUUCCAGAGAAUCCACUGACUUAUCUCAUUGGAGUUCAGCUGCACCUGACUAUCGUUGCUGUUUGUGCGAUAAAUUCUUUUCCUCCAAUCAUCACUUGACAAAUCAUGCUUUUCGCAUGCAUUCAAAGAUGGCAGAUGUCCUCUGCGCCGUGUGUGGAAAGAACCUGGAGUCCAACGAAAGCCUUAACCUGCACCUCAAAUCACACAAGGGCUCAAAAUGUUGUCACGUUUGUGGCAAACAGUGCAACAGUACCACCGCAAUGACCGAACACAUAGCCGGCCACGCCGGGGUCAAACUGCAUCGCUGUCAUGUUUGUGGGAAGGAGUGCAGCCGGAAAGGAGAUUUAAAGAUUCAUAUGAGGAUUCACACGGGCGAGAAGCCUUUCUGCUGCUCUUACUGUGAUAAAAGUUUCACCCACAGUGGACAUCUGAAGAAGCACAUGAGAAGCCACACAGGAGAGAGACCGCACCGCUGUGACGUCUGCGGCAGAGGAUUUCUACAGAGCGCACACCUCAAAUACCACUUAGGGACUCACACGCAGAAAUGUUGACUUCUUCCACCUGGUUCUGUGUUUAUCUGUGCACUUAGAGACAUUUAUCAACUCAUUACUUCUCCUACAGCGAAGUGUAAAGGAAUUGGUUUGGUCAUCUAUUCUAUUCCAGGUUACGCUUUAUUUUUAAUGUGCUAAUAAUAAUUUUAGGGACUUUCCUGUCAUUUGAUACUAAUAAUAGGGAAUUCUGAUAUUUUAUAACAUAAAACUCAAAACCUUCUCAUGCCAUCAUGUUAACAUUCAUGCUCACCAGUUGAAAAUGUAUUGAGUAGAAUAUAUGCCAUCCACAUUUACAACAUGUGGAAGAUAAUUUAAUUUAUAAAAGUAUCUGACAUUACUGAAUAAAUAAAGAGUGAGAACAAAUCCGCAGUUUAAAUAAGAACAGAUAAUAGUGGUAAUGAUCCUUUUUGACACUGAGACGUGAGAUUAACCAAAGGAACACUUUACUUUAACCUUCCUAUUUAGCAUUUAUAAUCACUAAAUAAUUAUUUAAUAAAUUAUUUAUAACACGAUGUUGUACGCAGCUAAAAUUUGUCAACAGUUAUAACUUCUCUGAUUAAAAAUAUUCUAUAUUAUUA